Molecule: messenger RNA, 604 nt
Organism: Balaenoptera musculus (blue whale)
Lineage: Eukaryota; Metazoa; Chordata; Mammalia; Artiodactyla; Balaenopteridae
Product: ubiquitin-conjugating enzyme E2 N-like
Exons: 2
Coding region: 1-483 (160 amino acids)
Biological process (GO): protein K63-linked ubiquitination; DNA damage tolerance
Cellular component (GO): nucleus
Molecular function (GO): ubiquitin conjugating enzyme activity
Source: RefSeq, a predicted model, not a curated record
AUGGCCGGGCUACCCCACAGGAUUAUCAAGGAAACCCAGUGUUUGCUGGCAGAACCAGUUCCCAGCAUUAAAGCAGAACCAGAUGUGAGCAACGCCCGUUACUUUCACGUGGUCAUUGCUGGCCCUCAGGCAGACUCUCAACCACUGCGCCACCAGGGAAGCCCUGAGGGAGGGACUUUUAAACUUGAACUAUUCCUUCCAGAAGAAUACCCAAUGGCAGCCCCUAAAGUAUGUUUCAUGACCAAAAUGUAUCAUCCUAAUGUAGACAAGUUGGGAAGAAUAUGUUUAGAUAUUUUGAAAGAUAAGUGGUCCCCAGCGCUGCAGAUCCGCACAGUUCUGCUAUCGACCCAGGCUUUGUUAAGUGCUCCCAAUCCAGGUAAUCCGUUAGCAGAUGAUGUAGCGGAGCAGUGGAAGCCCAACGAAGCCCAAGCCAUAGAAACAGCUAGAGCAUGGGUUAGGCUAUAUGCCAUGAAUACUAUUUAAAUCUAUCCAAUCAUCAAGUGCACGUCACUUCUCCUGUUCUGCCAAGACUUCUUCCUUUUUUGUUUGCAUUUAAUGGACACAGUCUUAGAAACAUUACAGAAUAAAAGCCCAGACAUCUUCA